Molecule: messenger RNA, 1426 nt
Organism: Argentina anserina (silverweed cinquefoil)
Lineage: Eukaryota; Viridiplantae; Streptophyta; Magnoliopsida; Rosales; Rosaceae
Exons: 6
Coding region: 45-1121 (358 amino acids)
Source: RefSeq, a predicted model, not a curated record
GAAGUAGAGAGAGAAUACAGAGCAGUCGAAUCGAAACCGGUUCAAUGGAAGAGCCUCAGUCAGCCCAGUCUGCCCAAUCUGGCAAGCUUCUUCGCUACGCGCUGCGGUCCAACGCCAAGCCCAAGGAGGAGAAGCCGCCGGCGCCGGAGUUGUCCAACCCGCCCUCCUCGGCGUCCAAGAGUGGAAGACCUGCAUCAAAUGUGAGCAGGAGCGUGAGUGUGCUCGAUCUGUCGGGCAAGGUCAAGCCUGUGAAGCCGGCGAGGAGGUUAUCCACUCCUAACAAGGUGGCUCGUAGUACUCCAGUUCCGAAAUUGGGUGGGAAUAUUACUCCAGUUUCGGAGGCUAGAUUGAGGAGGUAUGUGAAAAGCGAGACGCCUGCUUCUGAUGCUUCUAGGCUGACAAGCCGGAAGAAGUUCUGUAUUCUGUCAUCGGAAUCGUACUGGCUUUCACAGAUCAAGCUCUCGGAGGCUGCUGGAAAGCACUCGGUUUCGCUUGGGUUUUUCAGACUCGCCUUGGAGGCAGGAUGUGAGCAACCUCUUCAGCGAAUGCGGGAUGAGCUAAAGGCUUAUGCGCUUCGUCAUAAAAUUGGUGAUCAUGCUGAACUUGCAGUCCCGCUGAAGGAAUUAUUUGAGAGCUAUGGUGUUGUGGAAACCGAGCAGGUGCAGGUCUCGGAAACCUGUUCUCAUGUACCUGAUGAGGGGACUCGGUCUUCUGAUGAAGAUGCCAAGAGCUCUUCGUCUACAAUGGGAAGUAGGAAACUGAAACCCAAGUCGUUGAAUACUGAUGCUGCUCAAGUUUCUCCAGACAAAAACAAAGUGAAGAAGGAAAUACCUCAUAAAAGCAUUCCUGCAACCCGGACCAGGGCAUCUGUGGCAAAGAAGUCUUCAACUCCUGGACCUGUUUCUGACUCUGGGACACGCGGAUCAACAGCUAAGAAACCCCAGAAGCCAAUUAAGCAAGAAGAUGAGAAUGAAAGGGAUAGGAAGAAGCAGGGGAAUAAAUCUGCUGUUGAGCAAGCAGGCUCGCUUAGUCCUACAUCAACACAGCAAGCAGUCAACGAGAACAAAGAAAAUGAGGAUGCUGUCUCAAUGGAGGAGGUAAGCUUGACUGAAGUCGCAUAAUUGGCCAUGGAAGCUGAACAAAUUGCAUUCUCAUACUCCUGCUGGUCUGUAGUGGUUUCAUUGUGGAGGAUAUGUAUAGGUUUUUGGAAUUUAGGUGAAACUUUUCAGUUUGUUUGGUAAAACCCUUAUUUGCGUGUGCUUGGGUUAAACUGGGGUUGUUUGUUUAUUGUUAUUCAACUUCUGGUUAUUUUGGUUGUACUGAACUGCAAAGUCAUCUAUAUAGGGGUCAUUUCAUCAUGUCUUCAUCUUCAUUUAUAGAUAUUGGAUUGUAUUUUAAGUAAUCUCAUGCUGAUGUUUUAGAGUUG